AUGCUGAGCCACUUAAUUUCUAUCACUAGUAAAUUGAAAUGGGCUUUGACUUUCACACUCCAUCGCUCUUUCUUUUGGUCAUCUGGACUUGAUUAUCAUGUGGCAUACUCUGUCGAAGUACUUGACCAGGCAAGAAAUAGUACUCAACUAGUAGCGCCUGCAGAUUGUGCUAUUUGUCUUUGCAAGAUUGAUAAUAUUGAAGGAGGAGAGGAGAUAAGUGAACCGAGAUGUGGCCAUGUAUUUCAUAGAGUUUGCAUGGACAGGUGGCUCGCGUUUAGGCACUCAACGUGUCCACUCUGCCGUGACUUUCUUCUUCCUGUUACAACAGUCACUGAGUUUGGAACUGAAGUGUUAGUGUUGGAGUUUUGUUCACUUAGUAGUAGCACCAGCGACCGUGACAAUUGGUGGCUCCGUUGA
Tripterygium wilfordii is the source of this 417-nucleotide messenger RNA. Its product is annotated as probable E3 ubiquitin-protein ligase XERICO. The coding region runs from base 1 to 417 and encodes 138 amino acids. The transcript has a single exon. Gene Ontology annotation, molecular function: ubiquitin protein ligase activity; zinc ion binding. Gene Ontology annotation, biological process: protein ubiquitination. NCBI's taxonomy places the organism in Eukaryota, Viridiplantae, Streptophyta, Magnoliopsida, Celastrales, Celastraceae. The record is from RefSeq and is a predicted model, not a curated record.